Messenger RNA from Beta vulgaris subsp. vulgaris (sugar beet), 1219 nucleotides. Its product is annotated as methionine aminopeptidase 1D, chloroplastic/mitochondrial. The transcript has 10 exons. Gene Ontology annotation, molecular function: metalloaminopeptidase activity. The record is from RefSeq and is a predicted model, not a curated record. Gene Ontology annotation, biological process: proteolysis. NCBI's taxonomy places the organism in Eukaryota, Viridiplantae, Streptophyta, Magnoliopsida, Caryophyllales, Amaranthaceae. The coding region runs from base 72 to 1136 and encodes 354 amino acids.
GUUGAGGAAUUUCCGUAGGUGUUGAUUUAGAGUUGAAAGAUAACGCGAGAGCGAGCUAGAGAGAGAGAAGAAUGGCGGGUAGCAUGUGUUUACAGUCUCGGUUGGUCUCCUCUUUCGUUGGAGGCGACCGUUUUAUCCACCCUUCUCACCACCCUCUUCACCACCUCUUCCGCUGUUUCCCAGGAAGAAACCAUGUCUCUAUGCAGUUGCCAAAAACUCUUUCUGGUUUGACUGAUUUCUUAUUCAAUAAAAGUUGCAGAAAUCUUGAUCAAGUGUCGAUGAGCAGGCGUAAACCUCUAAGGCCUGGUAAGGUGUCCCCUCCUCGACCUGUUCCAGCUCACAUACAGAGACCUCCUUAUGUGAAAUCUCGGAGACCUCCGGAAGUAGCAAGUGGAGCUGAGGUACAUGAUGAGAGGGGAAUAGAGUGUAUGAGAGCUUCUGGGAGAUUGGCAGCUCUUGUUCUCGAAUAUGCUGGAACUUUAGUCAAGCCAGGCGUGAAAACUGAUGAAAUUGAUGAAGCAGUUCAUCAAAUGAUUAUUGACAAUGGAGGGUAUCCUUCCCCGCUUGGUUAUGGUGGGUUUCCUAAAAGUGUCUGCACAUCAGUGAAUGAAUGCAUUUGCCACGGGAUACCAGAUUCAAGGUCACUUGAGGAUGGUGACAUUAUUAACAUUGAUGUUACGGUGUACCUAAAUGGCUAUCAUGGUGAUACCUCUGCGACCUUCUUCUGUGGGGAGGUUGAUGAUGAAGCCAAAAAAUUGGUUCAGGUAACUAAAGAAUGCAUGGACAAGGCAAUUUCAAUAUGUGGCCCAGGAGUGGAGUACAAGAAGAUUGGCAAAACAAUCCAUGACCAUGCAGAUAAAUUUGGAUAUGGUGUUGUACGUCAGUUUGUUGGCCACGGUGUUGGUCGUGUUUUUCAUGCUGAGCCCGUUAUUCAGCACUGCAGGAACAAUGAAGGAGGGCGCAUGAUAUUAAAUCAAACUUUUACUAUUGAACCGAUGAUUACACUAGGAAGUUAUGAUCCCAUUAUGUGGGACGAUAACUGGACAGUGGUCACAGAAGAUGGAAGCCUCUCUGCACAGUUUGAGCACACCAUUUUGAUAACCCGAGACGGAGCAGACAUUUUGACCCAAUGUUAAUAUUGGGGGAGUUUUUGUGUGUUUGUAAUGAUUAUGCCUGCAUUCCUUCUUAAUGAUUAUAUUAAAUUAUUAUUUUCAGGAGA